AACAGAUUUUGUUGUAUAGCUCUUAUAGAAACCGAAACACAAAAUGCUUACCUAUUUAUACACUGGGUAACAUGGCAGUUAUUCAAUAAUUUAAUGCGUCUAAGAAAAUUCAUUCCUCUGCGCAUCGUAGAAGAGGACAGCUACGAGAAGGACGUGCUGUUUUACGUGAACCUGGGAGAGCCAGAGCUAGUGGACGACGGCGGCGGUGCGUGUGGGCGCUCGGGGCGGCGCUGGGGGCGCUCGGCGCGUUCGGGCCGCGGAUCAGCCGAGCACCUGACCGCGCUGCCAGAUCAGGAGGCGGCAGUGGCACUCAGAGGCCUGCCGCGCGCCGGUGACCUCACUCGCGCACAACUUCGGGUCAAGGAGAGCAAAGAGUUCAAGAGUACGGUGGACAAGCUGGUGCAGCGUGCGAACGCCUCCAUCAUAAUCGGGACGUCGUCGUGGAAGGAGCAGUUCUCAGAGGCGUUGACGGCAAACUCAGGUGCUGAGCCCGAGCAGCCGCCCUCGUGGUCGGACUACGUGCUCCACGCGAUCACUUUGUUUUGGAAAAUUCUUUUCGCAUUCGUCCCCCCCACCGACAUCGGGGGCGGGUACGUGUGCUUCGUGGUGUCUAUCGUGUGCAUCGGCCUGGUGACGGCGGUGAUCGGCGACGUGGCGGCGCACUUCGGCUGCACGCUCGGCAUCAAGGACUCCGUCACCGCCAUCGUCUUUGUCGCGCUCGGCACCAGCAUACCCGACACGUUUGCCAGCAAGGUGGCGGCCAUCCAGGACCAGACAGCGGACGCGUCCGUGGGCAACGUGACGGGCUCCAACGCGGUCAACGUGUUCCUCGGCAUCGGCGUGGCGUGGACCGUGGCCGCCGCCGUGCACCGCGCGCGCGGCGAGCCCUUCCGCGUCGACCCCGGCAACCUGGCGUUCAGCGUGACGAUGUUCUGCUCGGAGGCGGCGCUGGUGGUGCUGGUGCUGCUGCUGCGGCGGCGGCGCGCGGUGGGCGGCGAGCUGGGCGGCCCGCGCGCACUCAAGCUGCUCACCUCCGGCUUCUUCUUCUCGCUGUGGCUGCUCUACCUGCUGAUGUCCGGCCUCGAGGCGUACGACGUCAUCAAAGCAUUUUAGUGGCCCCAGAUAUCUAACUCUAUUGUGUUCAUGAGAAAACUGACUGAUAUAAAGUGAAAGCAUGUUUUCUGUAACAGUUUACAUUUUCAUAUGUAGGCAUAUAUUUAUGUACUUUUAGUUACUGCAAAGGCACAAACUCCGGUCGCUCCUCCAGAUACUCUGAAGCUGUUUUAUCGACAUUUACUUUAAAUUUGAAGUAAAUACCUUCAUCUUGGUAGUGUUCAAGUAAAUGAUGGGUAAUGCUCGAAAUAAACUUUUCAAUGUGUUCAUAUGCAGUUGGUAAAUCUUAGAUUGUCCGGAGUUGGUGCUCUUACAGUAACAUAUAUUAAGUAAAACAUGGGAAAGUGUCGUGCUCAAAUGUACAGGUGUAGGACUGUUGUCGUGUUUCCCUCUUCCCUUAGUCGUUUUUCUCUCAUAUUUCCAUUAAAGAUAGUUGUAGCCUUAAAGGCUGUGCUUUCAAGGUCUAAUUGUAGAAUGUAAGUCGUAACUAAGACUAAAGCAUUACGUAAGAAUAACAUCGACUUUUUAAUUUGUUUUGAGAUGAUGGAGACCUCGAAACUUGUAGACGAAGCCAUAAUAUUGCAAACGCUUUAUCGAAAUUUACAAAUAAGGCAGCUUGAAGGCUUCGAGCUGGACGAGGCUGGGCGCAGCUCUCCUCACAUCCUCGUUACUAAGUAUAAAGGCCCCUGUCUACACUAUAAUUAUUUGUUAAAAUUUAUCUAAACUAAAUGUAUGAAUCCUUCCUACUGCACUGCGAUUCUUUCAUAUUAUGCACUUUUUCUAAAACUUUUAAUAUCUAAUGACUUUAAACUUGAGCCACGUUCAUUAAGGAGUGGCGAGCGGCGUGGCCGGCCCGGCCGAGGCUGCGGCGCGCUGCCGACUCUCGUUUCUUGUGACUCUUCGAUGUGCACUCUCCUGUACCUGCGCAAGCCGGGCUACCGCGACUAUACCUUGUGUAAAUGGACUCACGACAAUUGCAUCUUUGUUAUAUGCUGAUGUAAUAACAGGUCCGUUGAUACAAAAUUAACUUAUGAAAACAUAGUAAACCGAUAUGUGCUUUAGAAACAAUAAUUCAAUAUAUCAUAAGACUAUCAGGGAGCAGUACUUCUUAGCGUUCCCACGGGCUCACACUCAGACCCUACGUGAGCAGUAGAGGUAAGGCUUGCGACCCUCUAUCCACGCCGCUCGGCGCCGGGGCGCUGCGGUCUGGUGCUGUUGUGCGCGUUGGUUGGCGUAGGGGCCUUCUUGUCGGCGCUAAGCCGUGCUGGUCGGAGAUGGUUCACAAUUGACAGCACUUUUUAGUGACUACGGUUAUCAUAAGUCUGUGAAGUAAAUGGCACUUUUAAUACAACGCACUCUAAUUAUAUGUUUGUGUGUCCGGCACAUGCGCAGGCGACAGGCUGUAGCCUUUGACUCUGUCACUGGCUCGGCGCGACGCCACUUUGUAUUUUUAUCUAUUCUAUUACAAAAGCAGUAAAACUAAUAAAAUAGCCAGCCACCAAUUAACUCAUAUAUUAUGUACCUUUGUAAUAUGUAUAAAUUAAGUAUAAAAAUGUACAAUGUUCGUAAAAUAACAACGGCUUAUGUAGAAUUAUUCAGAAAUUUAUUGUAUAGUUUCAGAAAGCUUUUACAGCGUUAUUAUUAUUAAUUGUUUACAGAUUUUUAUAUAUUGUUAUAUUUACCUCGUUUAGAGAACUGCACGAAGUUGUACUUGUUGCGUACCGCUUCUAUCAUAUUUUAUAAGGCGUGGUGGGAAGUUUUUAUUUCAUAUUGCCAUAUUACAAAAAUAUUCUGUGUGUCAUUUGCGAAGAUUGUUUUUUGUGGAAUAUUGUCUACUAUGAGCACUGCAAGUGGUCAGUGCGCGAUGUACACACGGAGCAGACUCUGACACUGAUAGUUUAUAACUUACGGCAUACAAAGUGUUACUUUCCGAGGUUGACUCUGGUAUUUAUUGUGAUCUGAAUAAUGUUCCACUAAGUUAUUUAUGUUACUGUAAAAGCACGAACUCCGCACAAUCCUAAAGGGUGAACAAUCUAUCGGUAUUGUACCUACCAUAGGUUAUACCAAAGUAAAGUACUUUAAGUACUAUUUAUCCUAUCCAAAAACUAGCUGUUGGUAGAAUCUAUAUAAUUUUUUUUAUUGGUUAUUGAUGGCUUGUAAGAAAGAUGUCUACGUAUCGAUGACCUUCAAGAUUCACCUCAGCUAAUCGCUAAAUCAGGUUAUACCGAUAAACUCAAGGAUCCGCCGCAGUUCGAGCCUUUGCAGUAAUAUACAUAUACUUAGAUAAAUAAGUAUAUCGGUAGUUGUGUUUUUAUUGUAAUUGUUCGUAUGUACCUAAUUGUUUUCGUCCAGAGCUAGUGACCGGCAGCUAGCGGCUAGCGGUAAGAUAUUCACUUGUUUGUAAUGUAGUUGUUAUAACUAAUACUAAGUUAAUUUGUUACUUGCGAACUUGUUGUUGUUACAUCGGUUUUCUUAUUGUCGAUUUUGAUUAUUUUUUUUAAUACAUACUAAACACAUUGAUUAUUUUUAUAAUAAUAUUUAAACAGUUACGCUAGCGGGCGGCGGGGCGCUGGGAUUUGUUUUAUCUAGUGGAUAAAAGUAGUAUAGGUACAGUGUUACAAUAAUAAUAUAAAUUAAAUGACUAUAGAAGAUGUGGAACUUUGUUGCACCGGUCUAACUACGCUUUUGCAAAAGUUCCUUUCGCUCCUCUCUCCCCCUCUCCCUCCCCUGUCCUCGCUGCCACGUGUAGUCCACUCUUCGCUAGUCGUCCGGUUGCCAAGUGAAUUUACCUAUAGUUUUAUUAUCUCAAUCGGCACUACGCUGAUGCUUCAAUUAUAUGUUCCAUCUUAGCCUUAGAUAUCAGGCACCGUCCUUCUUUGUGUUCCUCGCAUUAGUUUGUUUAGAGGCCCGCCGCCAGCGCCCCGGACAGCGCCCCGGACCACACCCCGGCCGGCGGCGACAGCGCCUUAUGCCGUACGACCUGAAGGCCUGUGGUAUAAUUUGUA
Molecule: messenger RNA, 4118 nt
Organism: Papilio polytes (common Mormon)
Lineage: Eukaryota; Metazoa; Arthropoda; Insecta; Lepidoptera; Papilionidae
Gene: Calx
Product: sodium/calcium exchanger 1-like
Exons: 8
Coding region: 94-1113 (339 amino acids)
Biological process (GO): calcium ion import across plasma membrane; sodium ion transmembrane transport
Cellular component (GO): postsynapse; sarcolemma; axon
Molecular function (GO): calcium:sodium antiporter activity
Source: RefSeq, a predicted model, not a curated record